Messenger RNA from Paramecium pentaurelia, 2079 nucleotides. NCBI's taxonomy places the organism in Eukaryota, Ciliophora, Oligohymenophorea, Peniculida, Parameciidae. The record is from the annotation of a GenBank genome assembly.
UAUGAAUUUACUUGAAUAAGCAAGAUAAUAGGUUUCUUUUGAUGUAGACUCAGUUACUCCUUUGCUAUAUGGAUCAAAAGAAUAAGCAGAGUAUUUUUUAGCCAUAUUUAGAUAUAUAAAAUAAUUUUUAGAGAAAUGCAAGACUAUUCCAGAAGUUUAAACUAGUCCUGAUUAUUAUAAUUGGAAUAGAGGAAUUCAAUUUCUAAGUAAAGGUGAUCAGGCUCUUGCUUUCCAAAAAUUACUUGAUUUUAGAUUAGAUGAAAUUCCUCUAUAUUUAGGUACAAUUAUAUAUUCAGCAACAACGAAUUAUUAUGGUGUAUAUUAUGGGAUGGUUGUACCUGCAAUAAAAGUAUUGGGAACAGAUGAAUAAAUAAAUGCGUAUAAAUUGUAUUUUGAAAAUAUAGUUGGUACAAAGAUUGCCUUAAUUUAAAAAUUGCAGGUUGUUAUGCAUAAACUGAAUUGGCACAUGGUUCGGAUGUCUAAAGUCUAUAAACAACAGCUACAUAUGAUUAAAAUACUGAUGAAUUCAUUAUUCAUACACCUACUGUUGAGGCAGUAAAAUGUACUAUAAUUAUAAUUAUAUAAGUCUGGCCAGGAGAAUUGGGAUUCUUAGCAAAUUGGGCUUUAGUGUAUGCAAAGUUAAUAGUAAAUAAUAAAUCACAUGGUGUUCAAGCCUUUAUGGUUCCUAUUAGAGACUUAAAUACUCAUAAGCCAUUACCAGGAAUUGAAGUAGGAGACAUAGGUCCAAAAAUAGGUUAUACAUCAAAAGAUAAUGGUUAUUUGAAAUUUACUCAUUGCAGAAUUCCUAGAUUUAAUAUGUUGGCUAAGUAUAUUAAGGUUACAAGAGAUGGAUAAGUAAUUAGACAAGGUGAUCCUAAAGUUUCUUAUUCAGCUAUGAUGAUAAUGAGGAAAUUAAUUAUAACAGUUUAUCCAAGAACAGCAGCAACAUCAUUAACAAUAGCUAUCAGAUAUUCAAUUGCUAGAUAAUAAUUUACUAAUGAUUAAGGAUAAGAAAAUUCAGUAUUGGAAUAUUAAACCUAAUAACAUAAAUUAUUACCUUUAUUAGCUAAUCUUUAUUCUAUUAUAUUUACAGGGUUAAAAGUAGGUUAAUUGGUUGAUCUAAAUUUCAAUCAGGUUCAAAAAGGAGAUUUUUCUUUAAUGGCUAUAUGUCAUGCAAUUAUUUGUGGAACCAAAGCAAAUUUUACAUAUUUUGUUUCAAAUUGUGCUGAAUGGUGUAGAUUAUCUUGUGGAGGACAUGGUUAUGCUCAUUAUUCUGGAUUACCUGCCAUAUAUUAAGAUAAUUGUCCUAAUAUUACAUUAGAAGGAGAAAAUCAAAUAAUGUAUUUAUAAUUAGCUAGAUAUUUACUUAAAAUAUAUAAUUAAGCUAAAUAAGCAUCUAAGAAAAUUAAUGAAACAUAUUUUGGAUUAUUUAAUAGAGUAAUUAAAUAAUAUUAUAUUUCUUUAGCUUUAAUCAAUUUUAGAUUAUAGAUGUACUUAAUUUACAAGGGAAUAAAUACUUCAAUUAUUAGAAUCAAAUGUAAUACAUUCAAUUCAAUUUACAAAUGAUAAAAUGAUGUCUCAUAUAUAAAAUGGAUUAGAUCCUAAAUCUGUAUGGGAUUAUAAAGUUGGAACUGAUCUAUGGAAUUCAGCCAAUAAUUUUAUUGAAUAUUAUAAAUAUCUUAGUUUCUUAUAAACUAUUGAUUAGGCUGAUAAUAUCAACACAAAAAGAGUUUUGAGAGAUUUAGCUGAUUUAUUUGCUGCUAGCAUAUUAUUGGAUGGAUCAAAUGUAUUAAUAGAAACUGGUGUUAUUAAUGUGGAAUCUAUUAAAUUGAUAAGAGAAUUUUAUGUCUAAUAAUUGGCAUUAAUUAAGCCUGAAGUAUUAUCUCAAUUAUAUCUAGGCUAUUGGCUUAGUUGAAGCCUUUAGGUAUAAUGACGCCUCUUUAAGAAGUACAAUUGGUUGUUCUGACGGUUAACCAUAUGAAAAAACCUAUUAUUCAGCUAUUAAUGAUAAUUCAUUAAAUAAAACAGACUUUAAACCAAUUAUCAAUCAGCUAAAAAAUAUCAAAGCCAGAUUAUGAA